This is a messenger RNA of Ectocarpus siliculosus, 978 nucleotides long. NCBI's taxonomy places the organism in Eukaryota, Phaeophyceae, Ectocarpales, Ectocarpaceae. The record is from the annotation of a GenBank genome assembly.
AUGCUGUUCCACAACCCGCAGGCGCUUCUGCGCCCUCUGGGAGGAGCAAUCCAGGCGGUGGGUGUGCCAACGGUGACGGUUUCAUCGUUGGUGAUGGCCGGUUCUCUGGUGGCGGUUUCGGCGGUUGCCAACGGAGCGGCACCAUCUGCGGGGGGGCACGAGGCCGCCGUGCCGAUUUGGCGUCGACCCCGAUUCGUCAUGGGCUUCUUGCUUGUCUUCCUCCGCCUUAUCGCUAUCCCCGCUGCGUUCUUCGGCGUUUUCUGGGGGGCAAAGACGUACAGCUCGGUGAUGGGCGAGAACCGGUUAAUGCACCUCAUCCUGUUGGUGGAGUUCGCCAUGCCUACAGCGACGAUCAUGAUCCCCCUCCUUCACCAAAUUCGGUUGCCGAGGACGGCGGGCUUCAUCUCACGACUACUUGUGUGGCAGUACGCAGCUUCGAGCAUAACCGUGAGCUUCUGGACCGCCUUCGCCAUAACGAUGCUGUAUUAAGGAGCUACGGACAGCGCAUGCCGACGUUUUUGGGGCGGAUUUUCUCUAAUUAGUUGCUCCCCGCGUGUUUUCGGGGUAGCACGAAGGGAAGGGACGGUGAUAGAUAGAGGGUCGGGGCGUUGUCCUCUUGCUCACUUUGACAGACCUUGGUUGGAAUAUCUGUCUUCGUGUGGCAGGCGCGGGGUGGGUGGGGGGGGGCUCGAACCCUCGAGUUAAUAACAUGAUUCAGCACCGACCACAAAACGCAUUUUGCGUGUAGACUCGACCCGCAACCAUUUUUGAUCUUGCUUGGUGUGCUCGCGUUGGUGUCCGUGGCUGGGGGAAAAGAAGGCCAGGUGGGAGGAGGAGGAGGAGGAGGGGAAGUUGUUGAUUGCUUCUUCCUGGCCAUGCGUGCGAACUGCUCUGUGCUCGUUUUGGUUCCUGCGGGUACCAUGACCACUCUCGUUGUUUGUGUGUGUCGUCGUAUCGGUUUCUUGCGCCUCUCGGUGU